This is a messenger RNA of Aedes albopictus (Asian tiger mosquito), 1020 nucleotides long. RefSeq lists its product as uncharacterized. The record is from RefSeq and is a predicted model, not a curated record. Gene Ontology annotation, molecular function: nucleic acid binding; zinc ion binding. Bases 1 to 1020 code for a protein of 339 amino acids. The transcript has a single exon. Lineage: Eukaryota; Metazoa; Arthropoda; Insecta; Diptera; Culicidae.
AUGGAGAAGUGGGAGAUUCAGCCUUUUAAAUACAAAUCAUUGCCUCGCAAUGUUGUCCGCAGUGAGUGGAUUAAGUACAAGCGGAACUUCGACUAUAUCGUCGCGGCUUCUGGAGAAAGCGAUAAAACGCGCAUGAAAAAUCUGUACCUUGCCAGAGCCGGACCAGACGUUCAGGAAGUAUUCGCAUCCAUUCCGGGGGCAGAUGUACCUGAGGACAAGGAAAAUGGCGUGGAUCCGUAUGCUGUCACUAUGCAGAAGCUGGAUGCUUACUUUUCCCCUAAGCAGCAUGAAACAUUCGAACGCAACGUCUUCUGGACACUUAAGCCGAGCCCGGAAGAGACACUGGAGAAGUUUAUGUUGCGUUUCCAGGAUCAAGCCAGCAAGUGCAACUUCGGGAGCAGCGCCAUGGAGAGCAGAGCAAUAAGCGUCAUCGACAAAGUCAUCUUAUUUGCCCCGAGCGACUUGAAGGAACAGCUUCUGCAGAAGGAUUCGCUUGACAUCGACGAGGUCGUGAAGAUCGUCGGUUCGUAUGAAUCUGUGAAGCAUCAAGCCCAACAGAUGAAUCAGUCGUCAUCAGGGUUCACCGAGUCUGAUAUAAAUGCCGCAGGGAGAAGCACCAUUAACAAAAUCAGAAACAUACCGUUCAAAGAUUGCAUGAGGUGCGGAAAACGGGAUCACAUCGCCAAUGAUCCAAAGUGUCCUGCUCGCGGUAAAGAGUGCAUCAAAUGUAAGAGGAUUGGCCAUUUCGCUGCACGAUGUCGCACACCCGCGGGAAAACGAAGAUAUGCUGAGGAACCAAGGCCAGGCCCUAGCAAAGGAUUCAAACGACAACGCGUACACGAGAUCGAAACUGAGGACGAAAGAAAGGACCGUAGCUUCAUAUUUAGCAUUAACGAUGGAGGAGAAUUUUUGUGGCUCAAACUGGGAGGAGUAACGCUGCAACUGCUGAUUGAUUCUGGCUGCAAGAAAAACAUCAUCAAUGAAAAGGCGUGGGAGUAUAUGAAGAACAAUGGAGCUUAG